AUGUCAAUACACAGGAGAUUCAUCCAAUCCUUCACACAAAUUCCCAAGGAUAUAUUCCGCGUAAACUCGGGCACCUCCAUUCGGCUCCGGGCUUGGCCAGGUCCUAGAAGACCACACGGCGUGUUCGACCUGCUCACAACCGCAGGAAAAGUACAACCGAAGGCUCUUGACCCAGCUACUUAUGAAUUCCCGAAUGGUGCUUCCAUGCGCCCCAACUCUAGAACACAGCAGAACCUCGUUCGCACUGUCAAACCCCGGGAUGGCUACACUGUUUAUACUUCUUCCUCCAUUGACUUGGACUAUGCAGGAACGGUUCUCCCCGAGGAUCUCAUUCUUGUCCACGAAUUUCGCGAUCAUUACUCACUACAAGCCCGGAAGGAGAUGACAGUGAAAGGUACUGGUCAAAUGGGCCUCUAA
This is a messenger RNA of Penicillium coprophilum, 417 nucleotides long. RefSeq lists its product as uncharacterized. The transcript has 3 exons. The coding region runs from base 1 to 417 and encodes 138 amino acids. NCBI's taxonomy places the organism in Eukaryota, Fungi, Ascomycota, Eurotiomycetes, Eurotiales, Aspergillaceae. The record is from RefSeq and is a predicted model, not a curated record.